CUUCCGUUGUUUAUACACAGCAUCUACACAAGUCAUUUCUCACAGAAAAAAUACAUGCUAACAGUUUCCUGACAAGUGUGUUGAAAAGCCUACAGCAAAGCCUUUUAUUUAUAUUUGCAAUGGCGGAGCUGAAGUCUCUGUAAGGAACGAUGUUUAUUGGUCUUUUCUUCUGUAAAUGCUAGUAAGGAGUGUGUUUCAGUUACACUGGACUGCUGCACGUUUGUCAUUGGGACUCCCUAAGGAUAAACCAGCCUUCCUGCAGAGCCUCACUACAGGACCCAGUUGUCUAUUUAAAAGAUUCAGGACAAUGAACAACGAUAAAGAAGACACAGACACUACUGCUGCAGAUGUACCAAUGGAGGACACAAAUCUAUCUAGCGCCUCAGAAACCAGCCAGAACUCAUUGACAGAACCGGGGCUUUUGCCAGGGGAGACAGUUGUGAGGGAGGGCAAGGCAGCAAUUAUAUUCCCGAGUGCCAAUGAGGUGUUCUACAACCCUGUGCAGGAGUUCAACAGAGAUCUAACGUGUGCGGUGAUCACGGAGUUUGCCAGGGAACAGCUGGCACAGCGGGGCUUUCGGAUCCUGGUGCCGGACGAGAAAGACAGAGUGGUAGUCGAGCUGUCAGAAGAGAAGAAUGGAACAAAGGAUCAGGAAGCUACAGAACAACCUGAGAAUGAGCAACAGAAGGAAGAAGAUAGCAGUGAAAAACAGUUCAUCACUGCCUCUGUGGGGGAGAAAUGCGAGCAAGGAUUGCGUGUUCUGGAGGGUCUGGCUGCAUCCGGGCUCCGUUCUGUUCGCUUUGCUCUGGAGGUUCCGGGACUAAAGAGCAUCACUGCUAAUGAUUACUCUGCUAAAGCUGCUGCCCUCAUCGCCCGCAAUGCACAGCACAACAACGUUUCCCACAUAUUGCAGGCCAGUCAGAAAGAUGCCAGUAUGGUGAUGUAUGAGGCAAGAGGAAAGAAGGACCGCUAUGAUGUCAUAGACCUGGACCCCUAUGGCAGCCCCUCUCCGUUUAUAGAUGCAGCUGUGCAGGCAGUCAGUGAGGGUGGGUUGCUUUGCAUCACGUGUACUGACAUGGCCGUAAUGGCUGGAAACAGUGGAGAGACCUGCUACAGCAAAUACGGCUCUGUGUCCAUCAAGUCUAAAUACUGUCAUGAGAUGGCCCUGCGUAUAAUCCUUCACAGUUUAGAUCAGAGAGCAGCCGUGUAUCAGCGCUACAUUGAACCACUUCUGAGUGUGAGUGUGGAUUUCUACAUCCGCGUAUUCGUCAGAGUCAAAACGGGUCAGGCCAAGGUCAAGUAUUCUGCAAGUAAGCAGGCAUUGGUGUAUAACUGUGUUGGUUGUGGGUCAUUUCAUCUGCAAAGGAUGGGAAAGAGAAUGAGCCAAGGAAAACAUAUGAAGUAUUCAGCAGCCACCGGACCCCCCAUAGGGCCCAACUGCGAACACUGUGGACAGAGAUUCCAGUUGGGUGGUCCAUUGUGGGCGGAGCCUCUACAUGACCAUUCAUUUGUUCAGAAAGUUCUGGAUGCUGUCUCAGGGAAUCCCAGCCGUUUUGGAACAUCAAAGCGUAUUGAGGGGAUACUGAGCAUGGUGACUGAGGAGCUGCAGGACGUUCCUCUAUACUAUGUUUUAGAUCAUUUGAGCAGCACAGUUCACUGCAACACGCCACCAAUGCUGCCAUUCAGGUCAGCUCUCCUGCAUGCUGGAUACAGAGUGUCUUUCUCUCAUGCCUGCAAGAAUGCAGUGAAGACGGACGCACCUGCUGGGGUAUUGUGGGAUACCAUUCGCUGCUGGGAAAAAUCCAACCCUGUAAAGCGAGAGAGGCUGUCGGAGACCAGCCCGGCCCACCGUAUUCUCUCCACAGAGCCAACUCUCCAGGCCUGUUUUGAGAUCAGAGAGGAUGCGAACCCCCAAUCAAGGAAACGUCACCUCACACGUUUCCAGGAGAACCCACAGGCCAACUGGGGACCCAAAGCACGUGCCAAAGCUGGUGGAGGAAUCUCAUCAGUGUUGGAAGACAAAAGAAAACAGUUUCAAGGUAAAAGGAAACAUAUUACAGAUUCUUCUCAACUCAAGGAUUUCCCUUGCAAGAAGUUUCGUAAGGGAACAUGUACGUAUGGAGAGAAAUGCUGCUAUUCACAUGAACUGGAAGGAGCCAGUGAGCAGAAGAUGGACUAAUUGCUUUUCUCACUAAUGGAUGUAAAUCAGACAAUUGUAAAAGCUUGUGUCAUGACUCGGCAAGAGUGGCUUGAGACAGUUAUUUAAUACCAAGAGAAUUUUCAUUUCUGUUAAUUGAAUGCCAGCACUUCUGUACACAAGGAUUGAACAGAUCUGCGGCUAAGUUUUAUUUUACUUUUACUAAAUACGCUUCUGACAUCGU
Messenger RNA from Triplophysa rosa, 2381 nucleotides. It is a transcript of the gene trmt1, whose product is annotated as tRNA methyltransferase 1. Gene Ontology annotation, molecular function: RNA binding; metal ion binding. Gene Ontology annotation, biological process: tRNA N2-guanine methylation. NCBI's taxonomy places the organism in Eukaryota, Metazoa, Chordata, Actinopteri, Cypriniformes, Nemacheilidae. The record is from RefSeq and is a predicted model, not a curated record. Gene Ontology annotation, cellular component: nucleus. The coding region runs from base 176 to 2179 and encodes 667 amino acids. The transcript is spliced from 16 exons.